AUGUCUAGACUCUUCAGUCUCCGGAAAGCAUGGAAACGGGAUGAUAUCGAGCAGGCAUACGAGCACCUCGGUCGUGAGAAUGACACCCGCCACGUUCCAGCUACGUCCGGCUUGCCUCUCCUUCCGAGGCCGCUUGCCUCUAUGGUAUCAUUCAUGACUCAGUCGACUUCUCUGUCUCUUCGAAUUGGGUCAUUUGUCGGAGGCGCUGCGAUAGAUGGUGCGAGAACCACGACAUUGACCGGGCUGGAGCUCAGCAGAGCAAUACUGGAGGGAAUAUUGACAAGGGCUGGGCGCGAUGUUGUCAUCAGGAGCAGCGGAGAGUAUGGCAAAGCAGAAGCAGAGUCAUUACUCGAACGGAGCCUGGCUACUUUACAUUCCACAAUAACCUCGGCAUCCUUUUUCGCCGCUGCCUCGUUUCAUUUCUCCUCAGCUACACUCUCAUCAGCAGCCAACAUAUCCCAGUCACUACUCUCCACAUUGGAUGCAACCCUUGGCUCUACUGAAUCGUCUAGGGCAAUUGCUGCAAUCGUAACUCUCUUCCGGAGCGAGCUCAGAGACCUCAACGAUUCCGAAUUCGGGACUGAACUGCGAGCUGGAAGAGUUGGUGUCGCGGAUCUAUUGGUUGGGUGUGUUGGAUUUGCACUGCUCCAGCGCUGGGGCCGGAAGAACACAGAACGGCAUGCACGUGGAAUCGGGGGUGUGGAAUCCGUAUGGGAUGUGGUUAUCCUGGACAAUGGCGUGAGAGCAGAUGUUGUUGGUACACAUCAGAUGGAACAGCCGAGGGCUGCUAUUGAUGAACUGCGUGACGAGACGAAUCGCUCAUCAUUCAUGAGUACUGGGAAUGAUGAAGAAGUCUUCGAUGCUGUACAGCGACCAGCAAGCAUCGCUGAUACCGCAGAAAGGUCCCACUUCUGUCUUCCCACCGAGAACUCGCAUCAAAUAUCCGAUGAUGAUAUCCGGUUGUAUAUCAUGAGACAAUUGCCUGAAGGUUGCCGUGCUUCUAUCAGAACCGACCUGGUGCAGGCCAGAACUAUCACGGUUGAAGUAUUUGAGGAUGACGUUGGAGAAAUAGCUGCCCCACCAGGUACAAUGAUGAUCGAGGAGAGACACCAUGAUGGUAAUCUCUCCAGAUCUUCCAGCCAGGGCCAGCUUCCCAAACAUACGAUGGUGUUCAGGACCGCCUUCACCAGGUCUAACAAUGCCGAUGUGAGGCCAGCCAGUCAUCAAGAGAGCAUGGCAUGGCAGGAGGGUGACGAAUGGGAACUUUCCCGGUCGCAUCGAAAUCUCGGGGAUCCGUCGUUCGCCACAAUAGGAAACAGUCUUGACGACCCAUCAAACGAUAGGCUAGUGACCACAGAGCAGCUUUCACCCAAUAAUCACUUGGAGGAUCCCAUUACCAGUAAAGCUCGAAGUCGAGCAGCCACAUCUAAAGAUAGUCCUGUGAGGUCUUCUCUCGCGAAAGGAGCGCAGAGGGUCAAGUCUAGCAAUCCUGGUAAAAAGGAUACUGGCAGGCGCCCAUCCACGAGACUCCCUGCAGAGAAAGUAAAACCCCCACCAUCGUCCGAAAACGCGAUUCCACAAGGGAGACCUCUCAAGGGAGCAGCAAACGCGCGAAAGACAUCAGCACAACAGAGUACUACCAAACCCGACCGCAGCGGGGCUCAAGAAGCAGCAGCGACAUCACCAAAGCGGGGACCAUCAUCACCUGUAGCGAACAGAGGUUUGCCCAGAACCCCUUUGCAAGAGCAUCGUGUGAAAUCCGCAGCUUUUCCAAAGACAGGCCGUUCUGAACCCCACGAGGGUAGUCACACAGGCAAUUCAAGAACGGAGUAUUACGCCAUACACGAAAAGUCAGAGGAAUCUCUUGUUAACCAGACGAAGGCCUAUGCUCAAGAACCACCAAACACACGACCCGGGUCCCCUGUCACGAGAAGGACCCAUGUGCGUAGUAGCAGUUCUCUGUCACUGACCAGGUCGGAAAGUGAUGUGACCAUCUACAUAAAUAAGGAUGGACGUCCCAGCUCCUCUAUGUUGCACCAUCACCCUCGAGCAUCAUCCCCGAGCAUAUAUUCUCUUGCCACAGCGGGGUCUGAAACAUCACUUCUACUCGCCCAUCGUCCUCGGAAAAGUGCUUAUGAUGAUAUAGAAGCACUUCAAAGCUUGAACCGGGAUGGCACCGUGCCCGGUAUCUUCCCUGCAAAGCACUUUGUGCAGAACAUCCGACGUUUUUGCAGAUUCUCCUCGGCUUCAUAUGGAUCGCAUGCCUUGAAAGUCAUGGGUGUUCCGCGACUGACUAGUGCUCUACCCAUUGAAGAGGUAUCUAGCCCGGAACAUAGUGACUUCUCUGAUCACACAGGCUUGCCGGCUUCCACGAUCCUCUUGUCCUCCUUCGUCGAUUCUGCGGGUGGAACUAACGCCGCAGGGGAAACGGAAAGCGGCAUUCCUUUAGUACACUACCUUUUCCUUGAUCAUGAAUCGAAAGCGGUGGUUCUGACUCUGCGAGGGACAUGGGGCUUCGAAGAUAUUCUGACCGACAUGACCUGCGAGUACGAUGACCUUGAGUGGCAAGGUAGGAAUUGGAAAGUCCACAAAGGAAUGCACGCUUCAGCCAAGCGUCUUCUGAUGGGAGGAGGCGGUCGAGUCAUGUUGACAAUCAGAGCUGCACUAGAGGAAUUCCCAGAGUAUGGGCUGGUACUGUGUGGACAUUCGCUCGGGGGAGGCGUUGCUGCACUCCUUGCAACAAUGAUUUCCGAACCCAGCAGUGAUGCUUUUGGUGCAUCGUUCACGACCACUUCCUAUCAGAACACGAACUCGGGUUCAUCUGAUAGCGAUGAACAAUCCUGUGGCAAGGCCUUCUUUGUUCCCCCCGGUCGGCCUAUCCAUGUCUAUGCAUACGGUCCUCCCGCGACGAUGUCGCCUUUCCUGCGUCGCGCAACGCGGGGAUUGAUCACUACCAUUGUUAAUGGUCAAGAUGUGGUGCCUUGUCUCUCGCUCGGCAUUUUGCAUGAUAUGCAUACAGUAGCUGUAGCGUUCAAGGGUGACAUUUCUGGCGCUCGCUCCCAUGUGGGAUUUCGAGUUUGGGAAGGCUUCAGGCAGAGUAUUGUGAACAAGUUUUACGUUAACGAGCCGCCUAUCCUCACACACGCCGGUCAUGGCGUAGGAGAAGAUGCGUGGGCAUGGAAUACAUUGAAGACGCUUCGUGAGGAAAUGAGCGCGCCCAAACUGCUACCACCCGGUGAGGUAUUUUUGGUGGAAACAAUGAGGGUUUUGCAGCGAAACGCUUUCACAUCUGAAGUGAGCAGUGAUGGCCAUCCAGUGUUAGGUCGGCCUGCAACCAGAGCACAGUUGAUAUUCGUUCGAGAUGUUGAAGCCUCGUUUGGAGAACUCAGGUUUGGCUCAGGAAUGUUUAGUGACCACAAUCCAGCAAGAUAUGAAGCGAGCCUUGCUGCACUUGCCCGUGGAAUUUUGGAUGAGUGA
Aspergillus aculeatus ATCC 16872 is the source of this 3477-nucleotide messenger RNA. RefSeq lists its product as uncharacterized. The transcript has 3 exons. Gene Ontology annotation, biological process: lipid metabolic process. NCBI's taxonomy places the organism in Eukaryota, Fungi, Ascomycota, Eurotiomycetes, Eurotiales, Aspergillaceae. The record is from RefSeq and is a predicted model, not a curated record. The coding region runs from base 1 to 3477 and encodes 1158 amino acids.